Messenger RNA from Scedosporium apiospermum, 1437 nucleotides. RefSeq lists its product as uncharacterized. Gene Ontology annotation, molecular function: protein binding; protein serine/threonine phosphatase activity. Gene Ontology annotation, cellular component: nucleus; cytosol. The record is from RefSeq and is a predicted model, not a curated record. The transcript has 7 exons. NCBI's taxonomy places the organism in Eukaryota, Fungi, Ascomycota, Sordariomycetes, Microascales, Microascaceae. The coding region runs from base 1 to 1437 and encodes 478 amino acids.
AUGACCACUGCUGAAGAGCAAGCGAUACAACACAAGAAUGCUGGAAAUAAGGCAUUCGCAGCACACGACUGGCCAAAAGCUGUCGAGUGCUAUACAAAGGCUAUAGAACUGAACGACAAGGAGCCCACCUUCUUCUCCAACCGAGCGCAGGCAAACAUCAAGUCCGAAGCGUACGGUUAUGCGAUUGCCGAUGCGACGAAGGCGAUUGAACUCAACCCAAAGUUCAUCAAGGCGUACUUCCGGAGAGGCCUUGCCUACGCUGCCAUUCUAAAGCCCAAGGAUGCGCUUAAGGACUUUAAACAAUGCGUCAAGCUCGACCCGAGUAACAAAGAUGCCAAGUUGAAGCUCUCGGAAUGCCAGAAGAUUGUGCGCCAAUUAGACUUCUUCGCCGCCAUUGAGGUCGGUGAAGAGCCAUCUGCGGCCGAGGGGCUCGACCUCGAGUCCAUGGUAGUAGAACCCGGAUACGACGGUGUACGACUGGGCGACGAGAUGACGCAAGAGUUUAUCGACGAUAUGACGGAGCGAUUCAAGAACGGAAAGAAGAUCCACAGGAAAUAUGUCUACCAAAUCGUCAUUGCUGUGAAGAAGCUUUUGUACGAUGAGCCGACAAUGGUAGAGAUGGAGAUUCCAGACGAUGUCAAGCUAACAAUCUGUGGAGAUACUCAUGGCCAAUACUUCGAUUUGAUGGAGCUGUUUAGGAGAAAUGGAACGCCCAGCGACAAGCAUUACUACCUGUUUAACGGCGACUUUGUUGACCGGGGAUCAUGGUCCACGGAAAUUGCACUCUUGUUAUAUGCGAACAAGUGGCUCAGACCCAAGUCGUUCUUCCUUAACCGUGGUAACCACGAGACGGAUGAUAUGAACCGAAUUUAUGGCUUUGAGGGCGAGUGCAGGGCCAAGUACAACGAGAGGGUUUUCAAGCUGUUCUCGGAAAGCUUCUCGGCCUUGCCUCUGGCGACAUUGGUCGGCCAGAAGUAUCUUGUCCUCCACGGUGGGCUCUUCUCCGACGACAACGUCACCCUGGACGACAUCCGCAAGCUCGAUAGACAUAACCAGCGACAACCUGGCCAGUCUGGUCUCAUGAUGGAGAUGCUGUGGACCGAUCCUCAAGAUCAGCCUGGUCGCGGACCCAGCAAGAGAGGAGUCGGUCUUCAAUUCGGUCCAGACAUCACGAAGCGGUUCUGCGAGAAGAAUGGAUUGGAGGCCGUCAUCAGGAGUCACGAAGUUCGUAUGGAUGGUUAUGAGGUGCAACAUAACGGCAGGUGUAUUACUGUCUUCUCUGCUCCCAGGUAUUGCGAUGCGACGGAAAACAGGGGCGCUUACAUCAACGUUGGCCCUGACUAUAAGCUCGAGUUUGAACAAUUUGAUGCUGUUCCUCAUCCUGAUAUUAAGCCAAUGGCGUACGCACACAGCUCCCUCAUGUCAUCACUGAUGUGA